Messenger RNA from Raphanus sativus (radish), 2018 nucleotides. Its product is annotated as probable disease resistance protein RPP1. Gene Ontology annotation, biological process: defense response; signal transduction. The transcript has 2 exons. The coding region runs from base 222 to 1628 and encodes 468 amino acids. NCBI's taxonomy places the organism in Eukaryota, Viridiplantae, Streptophyta, Magnoliopsida, Brassicales, Brassicaceae. The record is from RefSeq and is a predicted model, not a curated record. Gene Ontology annotation, molecular function: ADP binding.
AAAAACAAGGAAUGUUUCGUGACUCUAUGAGCGAGAACAGAAUAUAGAAGACAAAUUCACUAUUUGUAAAAGAGGUGUAGGUCACGUUAUACUCUUGCAGCGACGACUUUUUCAGCUCCUUUGUAUAUAUCUAAUCCGUUUGAGAAACUUCAAGAAAUUUCUUGCAAAAAAAAAUGUAAAAAGAUCUACUUACGAAGCUUCCAUUGGCUUUUCUCCUAAUCAUGACGCACGAAGUGUUCGUGAAUUUUCGAGGAAAUGAUAUGCGCAAAACUUUUGUGAGCCAUCUCCUUGUCUCGUUUAAGACCAGUUGCAUCACAAGUUUCAUAGCCUCGGAGCCUUUAGAGGACACUGAUCAUGAGGCUAUGGAAAAUUCGCUAGUUGCAGUCCCCGUGAUAUCAAAGAGCUACUCGGUUUCGGAAUGGAUGGUCAAGGACCUUAGCAGGAUGAUAGAGUAUGAGAAGAUAGGAACUUUGAGACUAGUUCCUAUCUUCUUCCAAAUUAGCCCUUUGGAUAUCUUAAAACAAAUAAAAAAAUACGUGGAAGUGCAGGGUGGGAACUUCGAGAUGGUGAGAAGAUGGAUGUAUGCUCAGGUGUCUCGUACAUCUAGCUUCCAUUCCAGUGACUGGGAGGACGACUCAGAGCUGGUGGAUAAAGUGACUGAAUUUGUUUCUAAUAUCCUGAUCUCUUCCGGGCGAAGCAGAAGCUAUUAUAGUACUGGUUUAAGUCCGGUUCGGAGUUUGAAGCUAGAGAAUGAGUUCAGAUCAACUCCCACGACCACAUGUCAUAUUGAUACUAACCAGAGAUCAUUCCCGAUCGGCUUUCGUUUUAUGCCCGACGACUCCACUUUGUUAACGUACGCGAAGCUUCGCCUAGCAAAGUUGCGUGGUUUAGUACAGGCUGUACAGCGUGCAGAGUCAGGUAUAAUUGGUAUUUGUGGAGUCGAAGGUGUUGGGAAGACAACAAUUGCAAGGGCCGUUUACCAGGAGAUGUCACCACGAUUUCAGCACCGUUAUUUUACCAAUACAUCAAACAAUAUUUCAAGCACGUUCCUGUGCCCACUACGACCUAAUGAAGAUUAUAAGAAACUUAGCUCAGGCGAGGUCAACAAAGAACUGAUGGGACACCGCAAGGUUCUGCUUGUUGCCGACGGUGUAGAAGACAUUAAGCAGCUAAAAAGUAUAAUUCAAGAUGCUAGUUGGUUUGGACCAGGAAGCUUAGUCAUUGUAAUCACACAGGACAGGUCUUUGCUCACUCAAUGUGGAGUGGAACACAUCUACGAGGUUGAGUGUCCGAGAUACGAGGAAGCUCUUGCUUUCUUCUCAGAGUUUGCUUUCAAGCAGAGCAGCCCUCUCCCCGGUUUCGAAAGUCUCUCCUUCCAGGCUGUACAUGUGGCCAAUCGUCUUCCUCUGGCCCUCAAAGUGUUGGGGUCGUUUUUACACGGUAAGGGAAAAGAUGAAUGGAUUAGUACAUUGCGUGGAAUGGAGGAGUCACGUGAUAACUACGCUUCAGAGGUUAAUAGGUACCUCGGAGCACAUAACUAUGCACCAAGGCGUUCGAUCAAAGUGGAUCAUCACAUUGGAGUAGAUGAAGCAAUCUGUUUCCCGCUAUAUUGCUUGGCUCUAGAAUGAUAUCAAUCAUCAUUAAUGUCACUUGGAUUUGAUUGAAUUAAGUAACGUUGUGCAAUUUGUGAUUGAAUAAGACGAACACGAAAACAUGUUCGUCAGUAAACUCUUUUGUAUACUUAUCAAUGAUUUAUGCGUGUGUUUUUUUCUUAUGUUGUAUGUGAUGGAUGGAUUUAGCCAAGUCUCGUAAACAUAUUUUGGAUUCAGAUGGCAUCAGAACUCUCAAGCUUGAAAAACUGAACCAAAACCGACUGACAAAGGUGCUCUGACAGGACGCUAAGUACUUAAUAAUGAAAUAUGCUUUGACAUAAACAUGGACAUACAGUGUUAGAAGUGAUGCAGAACCAGAACGUAGUAUUAAGCAGACAAAUGACAUCAAUGAGAUUAUAUGGGAAG